Cololabis saira (Pacific saury) is the source of this 5335-nucleotide messenger RNA. It is a transcript of the gene tut7, whose product is annotated as terminal uridylyl transferase 7. Gene Ontology annotation, molecular function: RNA uridylyltransferase activity; nucleic acid binding; zinc ion binding. The record is from RefSeq and is a predicted model, not a curated record. The coding region runs from base 136 to 4113 and encodes 1325 amino acids. The transcript is spliced from 29 exons. Lineage: Eukaryota; Metazoa; Chordata; Actinopteri; Beloniformes; Belonidae.
UACGUCACCUUUCAAACUCCAGUGCUGGACUGGUCUCAGUCAUGUCCUCUAUGCAGCCACACGGGGCCCGCUGUAGAGUGGACUAAGUCCAUAUUAGCUGGACACUUCAUCCUGCUGUUUUAGCAAAACUGAACCAUGGAAAACUCUGGCAGGUCUUACAGGUCUAAGCAAGCCAGCUGGGAGAGGGGAGGAGCAGCCGCAGGAGCAGCAGACAAGGAAGAAAGAUGGAAGAUGCAGGAUCAGGUUCGAGGACAGAACCUGAGAUCAGAGGGAGGUCAGCAGGGAAAGAAGAACCAGGUUGGAGCCUACAGGGCAAGCCCCAAGAAGGGAGGCCCGGGACCCCUGAGCUACUCUCCUGUUGGAAUCAGAGGCGGUCACAGCCCGUCCCAGAGGGACAAUUUCCGGUGGUUUUCAGGUCCUGAUAGCAGUGUUGAGAGUCAAGAGGACUACUGGAGGGAGUUCUCGAAGGAGCAGCACUGGAGGAGGAGUGCCCAGGCAGAAGGUCCAAAGGACGACAGGGAGCAUGGUAGGAGGGAUUCUACAGAGGGCGGUGCUCCCAAAUCUGGAAGAAGACGGAGAAACAGAAAUAAGAAAAAAGCCUUUGCUGAAGAGAACAGAGGCCUCUUGACUGAAGAGUCCACAUUCUCAGCCAAAGAGUUGCGCAGCCUCCGGCAAGCUGAAAGGCGGCUUAAGAAGGAUGAGAUUUACUGCCUGAAGAAGAAGCCCCACAACAACCCUGGUGCAGUUUACACCUGUGCUCUGUGUGAUAUUCUGCUGGAAUCUGUUUCUGAUGCUUACAGGCAUAUCAGAGACAAACGGCACAAGAAAAGGGCCCGGGAGAGACAAGAACAAGUGAUGCUGACUGAGAUUCUGCCUCCUAGUCCAGAGCAGAUAAGUGCAGUGAGUGCAGCACUAGAGGCUGUUUUCCAGGAACAUGGGAUGAAUGACCAGGAUGUUGAGAAGAGACGAUGUGUUGUCUCCAUCAUGCAAGACCUCCUUUUGUCCGUCCUGCCUGAGAUCAACCUCAGGCUAUAUGGAUCUUCUUGCACUAAGUUUGGAUUUAAGGAUUCUGAUGUCAACAUUGACAUUCAGUAUCCACCUCACAUGCAUCAGCCAGAUGUGUUGUUGAUGGUUAAGGAGAGCCUUUCCGGAAGCCCUCUCUUCAUUAAUUUGGAAGCUGAUUUCCAUGCCAGGGUGCCAGUGGUCAUUUGCAAAGAGAAGAAGAGUGGCCUGAUCUGCAAAGUCAGUGCAGGGAACGAAAAUGCUUUCCAGACCACCUGCUACCUGUCUGCUCUUGCCAGUCAAGAACGUCUCCUGCUGCCGCUGGUUUUAGGGCUGAGACGUUGGGCUCGGAUCUGCGACAUCGACCGUUCUGAAGAAGGAGGCCUCCCACCAUACGUCUUUGCCCUCAUGGUUAUCUUCUAUCUGCAGAAGCGCAAAGAGCCUCUCUUGCCUACUUACCUGAACCAGGAGGUUAAGACGUUUUCGCUCAGCAGGCUAUCAGACUUCAAUCUCACACAUACAGAAGAUGGAUAUUUCCACUGGACCUACAACCAAUCCUCCAAAGAGGCGUCACAGCCAGCAGAGGGCGCCUGCACGAAGGGGAAGGUGCCGCUGGUUUUUCAGAGACCCCAUCCAUCGGUGGAAGUCGGGCUCCUCUGGAUCGAAAUGCUGCGCUUCUACUCGCUGGAGUUCAUCAUGGCUGACAACGUCAUCAGCGUGCGGACUGCUGUCGUCCUCUCUCGGGAGAUGAAAGACUGGCCCAAAAAACGCAUCGCUAUUGAGGACCCAUUAUCUGUGAAGAGAAAUGUGGCCCGCACUGUGAACAGCCCGCAAAUGUACGAUUACAUCCUCCACUGCCUCAAAUCCACAUACAAGUACUUUGCACUUCCACUCAAUUUCUCAGCUGCUAAUCACAAAAGACAGGCCAGACAGGGACCUACUCAAGGACCAGACUCAAAGCAAUUUAACGACGAUCUCCUGGGCUUGUCAGGGGUCGGUGAGCUCACGCUUCACUCGGAACACACAAGUCAUCCGUACGCUGGACAGAACGGUCCAGACGACUCCGACUGCAUUAUUGAGGAAGAGGAAGAAGUUGAAGAAUGCAGUGACUCUGAUGAAGAGAGGGAGAAGGAAAAAGCAGAUCUGGGCAAAAGCAGUCUCUCAGAGGAUGAGGAGGAUGAGGACGAGGAUGUAAACAUCGACCUGGACAUAUAUGACCGAGCUCACUUGGACAGCUUGACCACGGAAGAUGAAGACAUUUUCCAAGUGGAUGAGAUUUCUGGGGAUGAGCUUUUGUCCGAUGAAGAGGGUCCAGAUUUGGACACACCUGGUUCAAUGGACGAGGAAGAGGAUGAAGAGCUGGAUCCUCUCGCUGGCAACCUUUCAUCCCCGCCUCCAGAGGAUGCAACAAAAGAGGAAAGCCCAGAAAAUAAAACCCAAAAACAAAGCAAACGGGCUUAUGAGUUCACAAAACAAGCUUUCACCAGAGGAAAGUCCCACAUGGUUGUGUGCAGCUUGUGCAAGCGUGACGGACAUCUUAAGAAAGACUGUCCGGAAGAUUUCAAGAAAGUGGAGCUGUAUCCGUUGCCUCCAACAACACCUGAGUUUCUCAGUGUCCUUGACAAAGUCUGUGAGCAGUGCUACGUGGACUUUGCUCCAGAUGAAAUGGAAGUGGACGUAAGAGAGCACAUCCUUCUACACUUGGAGACCUUUAUCAGACGACAGUUUCCUGGAGCCCGGCUACAACUGUUUGGCUCAUCCAAAAAUGGUUUUGGCUUCAGACAGAGUGACCUGGACAUCUGCAUGGUUUUAGAGGGUCAAGAAACCAUUGAUGAUGCCGAGUGCAUUAACAUCAUUGAAAGCCUCGCAAAAUUGCUCAAGAAAAACUCAGACCUGAAGAACAUCCUACCCAUCACUACAGCUAAAGUCCCCAUCGUUAAGUUCUUCCACAUUCGUACCGGCUUGGAGGGAGACAUCAGCCUCUACAACACGCUGGCCCUGCAUAACACAAACCUGCUGGCUUCAUAUGCUGCCAUUGACGGAAGGGUGAAGGUUCUCUGCUAUGUCAUGAAAGUUUUUGCCAAGAUGUGCGACAUUGGGGAUGCUUCACGUGGCAGCCUCUCGUCCUACGCGUACACCCUCAUGGUGCUGUUUUUUCUUCAGCAGAGGAACCCACCGGUUAUCCCUGUCCUGCAAGAGAUCUAUGGGGGAAAGAAGAAACCAGAACUUCUAGUUGAUGGCUGGAACGUGUACUUCUUUGAUGAUUUAAAAAACCUUCCAAGUCACUGGCCCCCGUAUGGGAAGAACACUGAGAGCGUGGGGGAGCUGUGGCUCGGACUCCUUCGCUUUUACACCGAGGAUUUUGACUUCAAAGAGCAUGUAGUGUGUAUCCGACAUUUUGCACGCCUCACCACCUUCAACAAGCAGUGGACAUCCAAAUACAUCGUCAUUGAAGAUCCAUUUGACCUGAAUCACAAUUUGGGUGCUGGUCUGUCCAGGAAAAUGACAAACUUCAUCAUGAAGGCUUUGAUUAAUGGCAGAACCGUGUUUGGCACGCCCAUCAAAGCUUUGCCUCCAGGUUAUCCCAAUUAUGUGGAGUACUUCUUUGAUCCGGAAGUUCUCACUGAGGGGGAAGUGGCUCCCAAUGAUCGCUGCUGCAGAAUCUGUGGCAAGAUCGGCCACUUCAUGAAAGACUGCCCCAUGCGCAAGAAGACCAGGAACAGAAGGGAUUCUGACAGAAUGCAGGAUAACCCACGAGACAAAAGGGAUGGAACAGAGGAAGCUAGGGAUCAGGUCAGACACAGAAAUGAACACUGGAGGAAGAGAGAUGCACUGGAGAUGCGCUGCUGCUACAUCUGUGGAUCAACUGCCCACAUUAAGAAGGACUGUCAUCUAUACCGAAGCCCUGGAGGAAAUGUAAGGGUGGAUAGCUUUUCUUCCUCCCCUUCAGCCCACCUGAAGAAUUUGAGAGAAAAGGAGAAACAGGGCUCGCCAAUACAAGAAGAGAGGAAGAGGAGAAGGCAACAAAAUGUGAUAUUAAGUCCUCAAGCAGGUAGUUUAGCCUGCCGAAAUAUGGGUCGGUCUGGUCACAGGAAGAGCCCAGUGGAAUGAGAAGCAGCAGGAUAUGUAGACAGCGAGAAUCUUCUCUUAAACAUGCAGACAACGUCCCAAAGUCCUGAAAACCAUCAAGCUGAGUGGUACUGUAGGGCCAAUUGGAGCCUAUUAAAAGCCAAAGCCUGGACAACUUGACUUGAAGCCAAAUAGGGCCUUUUUAUGUGUGUGGUGUACCCCCAGUCCCAGAGCUCUCCUCUUCAGAGGAGCUUUUUAAAGCUUUCAUUUUAACAAGCAUUCAUUAUGCAUGCAUCCGAUGUCUCAGUUUCCUUACGCUGCCACCCAGAUUUAGAAAAAACAACAUGAACUGCAUAAGUCAUAGCAAAUUCCAAUCCCUUAAAAAAGGAAAGAAAACAAAAACUCAUUCAAAGGAGUUUGAUAUUUGAUGGUAACGCUUUCUGACUAUAAAAGCGCCACAGUCAGUAAAGACCAAGUGUUUCUAGAUACUGCGGCAGUAAAUAAACAUGGAGACGGGUAAAUACGUACUCUGACGCUUAGUCAUGUAUGGUAAUCAAAGUUAAACAAAACCAAAAAUCAAGUCAGUCUACUUGUUCAUUAUUUUAAUAAUGCUGUUGUUUCUUGGGAUUUAACAAAAGAAUACAGUGUUUUAUUUGAAUGGCAGUGUGCCUUUUGUUGUAACCAGGUUCUCUUUUUUUAGUGGAUUUUAUUUUUUAAGACUUUUUUUUAUUUAGCCUCUGCACGUACGCUCAUCAGACCAUUUCCCUUUCAUUCUUAAAAGUUUGUGUAUGUUCGGUAGAAUAUGUGACCUAAUGCCCCCCCACACAGUGAUGAUUUUAUUCUGAAACUGUCGGUCCAAUCACUGUUUUGUUGUUACACACUGUCUCUCGGCUGUCUGCAAGUGUGAACACAAGGACAGAACAGUGCUCUUUCUUUUGAGUUUAUAUCCGUCUCCACACGUGCUCGGUAGCAUUGUAAUGACAGUGCAGAUGAGGUGUGGUUCAAAAGAAGAAAAAAGAAGAAAAAAAAAUCAUGCUUGCACUAUGUGGUAAUUUUUAUUAUAUUUUUUUUUUAAAAACAUCCUCUGGUCCAGCUUGCCUAUACUGCUGCAAACGCAGCACUCACUUAUAAACCCAUAAGUUUCCUCUUUUUAUUGCAACGGUGCCACAGUUUGGUAGCUGCUGUGUGAAGGUGUAUAUCCUUGGAUUGUGUUGCUGCUUGUCAUGUCUCAAUGACCUGCUUUUCAUUAAACUUUAAAUGUGGA